This is a messenger RNA of Alternaria postmessia, 1089 nucleotides long. RefSeq lists its product as uncharacterized. The transcript has a single exon. Lineage: Eukaryota; Fungi; Ascomycota; Dothideomycetes; Pleosporales; Pleosporaceae. The coding region runs from base 1 to 1089 and encodes 362 amino acids. The record is from RefSeq and is a predicted model, not a curated record.
AUGCGUGUAUCUUCCACGCUACGCAUCGAAUCUUCGAAACUGUUCUGGGCAAGCCCAAGCGCCUCGUUCCUCCUAUCUGCUGACUGGCUAUUGGGAGGUGGCUACGCUGGACGUACUUAUCACGACCUUUCAUUCCUUCGCCACGUACAGAACGUAGAGAUUGAAUGCCACUGUCUGUACGAUGAGCUUUGGCCAGAACACAAGGCGAAUGAUCCGUUCUGCCCUGAAGACGCACGGCAAGAUGUGGUGGAUAUCAUGUGGACUACUUUGAGGAAGACAUGUCCAACGAUUAAGAGCGUGGUGUUCAACCACCAGAAGAUAAUGUCCUCAAUAGAGUUAGAGGGAGCGGGAAAUGUGCCGGAAUGCUUGAAAGCGUUAAUACAAGCUUGUCCGAGGAACAUCGUUGCAGAAGUAUCCACCGUGGAAGAGAGAGAAGGACGUUAUUGGAACAAUGGCACCUACAGCGAUUUCUACAACGUAGAAUGCAGGAGAGCACACUAUCGGCCUCUGCAGGGUGGAGGCUGGGAGGAACUCGUGUCGAAAGCCAAGCAGGACGCAGUGCUGGUGCCUGGACGACGAUUUCGUGGAAUAGUCGGGCAGUUUGAGAAAAGUUACUUCCUUUUUAGGAGAAGGGUCCUCCAGGAACGUGCAUUCUGGCCCCUUGUUAUCGAAGCUUUGGAUCGAUACCACUUCGAUGAUGGAAGGAAUAAUGCUUUCCAGUGUCCAAACGUAGACUGUGGUUCAGUAUUUACGAAACCAGGUGAAUGGACAAUACAUGCAGCAACUACAAAACACGGUUGGGCCAAAGUAGAGGAUGGUUUAUUCGACAUACUACCCCCAGAAUUGAGAGCUGUAUUUGAGACCAAGUUCAAUCUGAUAGAGGCCAAGCAACAAGCAUCGGAGGAGGAGUCUACUAAGAUGUCUAGGGAUUGGAACGAAGAAGGGGAGGAGAGGAGAAAAGAGAUGGAACAAGAGUUCCUUCAACAACUAGAGAACGAUGCAGAUUGGGCGACAGGGGAGCAGGCAGUGGAUCAUCAGAUCUGGAAAAACUUUAUCAGGGUGAUGCAUCCGGAAUGGAAUGGAUUGUAA